AGUUGCUUCCGUAGGAGAGAGCGGAGAGCGAGAGAGGGAGCAAAUGUGCGCGGCGGCGGCGGAGAGGGAGGGAAGACAGCCCAAAUAGUCCACAUCAGCAGGCGUCGGAGCAUCUUCCUCAUCCUCACCUCCACCGAGCGCGUCUCUGUGUGACAUUCCUAACGGGAGCUGGCGGAAGUCGUCCUCAAGCCGUCCGCGCAUCCAUCCAUCCAUCCACCCUCCCAGCAGCAGCAGCAGCAGCAGCAGCAGCUCCCGGCGCGCACUUUUUUCCUCCGGAGCGUCGUUAUUCUUAGCUCAGCUGCAGGGAGAGUGUCCCGUCCUCCCGGCCCUUUGGCUUAUUUAUCCCAGUUUUCUUGAAUAUUUCAUGGGAAAAAAUGGCGAUCUGCGCCCAGUCGUACGGCAUGUUGUGCCUCUUCAGCAUCCAAACUGUCCUUCUCAUGUGCGUGUCCACGCCGACUGCCGGGACACACCACUUCCCCCAGCACUACACAAUGAUUCACUGGGCCGGACGCAUCGAGAAGGAGCUGGAAAAAGUUCUGCAGCACGUCACCGGGACUCAGCAAAUGAGAUUGAUUUAUAACGAGAAGAAGAGCCAGUUUGAAAUCAAGAGGAACAACCCCAAGGACCUUGUGGAGAGGGUGGCACGGGACAUUUCCAAGCUGCUAAACAGCAAGAGGAAAGCCUUGGAGAAACUGGCCAGGGAGGCGGAGCAGCUUCAGAAGGAUCACGAAUGGCAAGACGGCGUUACGGAGAAUGCCAUUUCAUACUACGAUUCCAAAGCGGAUUCAGACUAUGCGGAGGACGGGGAAGAAGAGAACCCGCUGGAGAGCGCCUCGUCUGUGGAGCUGGAGUUUGUGGACGAUCCUAAUUUCAAAAACAAGGUCAACUACUCUUCCAGCGCCGUCCAGAUUCCAACCGACAUCUACAAAGGCUCUCCCGUCAUCCUCAACGAGCUGAACUGGACCCAGUCCCUGGAACGGGUCUUCAUCGAGAACCGUCGAGAGGACAGCUCCCUUCGCUGGCAGGUGUUCGGCAGCGCCACAGGCGUCACUCGCUACUACCCGGCCACUCCGUGGAGAGCGCCCAACAAGAUUGACCUCUACGAUGUCCGCCGAAGGCCCUGGUACAUUCAAGGUGCGUCCUCUCCAAAGGACAUGGUCAUCAUCGUGGAUGUGAGCGGGAGUGUCAGCGGCCUCACUCUAAAGUUGAUGAAGACCUCGGUGAUGGAGAUGCUGGACACACUCUCGGAUGACGACUACGUGAACGUAGCCAGAUUUAAUGAGAAGGCCGACGCUGUGGUUCCGUGCUUCAGGACCUUGGUCCAAGCCAACGUACGCAACAAGAAGAUCUUCAAGGAGGCCGUCAUGCACAUGCAAGCCAAAGGAACCACAGAUUACAAGUCUGGCUUCACGUUUGCCUUUGAUCAGCUUCUUAAUGACACCGGCGCUCCGAGGGCCAACUGCAAUAAAAUGAUAAUGAUGUUUACAGAUGGCGGGGAGGACCGGGCGCAGGAGAUUUUUGAGAAGUACAACUGGCCCAACAAAACGGUGCGUGUAUUCACCUUCUCAGUGGGCCAGCAUAAUUAUGACGUCACUCCCUUGCAGUGGAUCGCCUGUGCCAACAAAGGUUACUACUUUGAAAUCCCGUCCAUCGGAGCCAUCAGAAUCAACACCCAGGAGUACCUGGAUGUCCUCGGAAGACCCAUGGUGCUGGCUGGCUCCAAAGCCAAGCAGGUGCAGUGGACCAACGUCUACCAGGAUGCUUUGGGUUUGGGCCUCGUCAUCACGGGAACAAUGCCGGUCUUCAACCUCACCGCUGACAGUGCAAGCGCUCAGAACCAGCUCAUCCUCGGCGUCAUGGGAGUAGACAUCGCCAUCAACGAAAUCAAAAAGAAGACACCCACAUACAGGCUUGGAGCCAACGGCUACACCUUUGCAACAGAUCCAAACGGUUACGUGCUGCUGCAUCCGAACCUGCGACCAAAGGUGCGUCCAACUCCGCAGCCAGUUUUGCUUUUAUUUCCUGGCUGCAUCCUCUCUCUCUGUGUGUCAAAUACACAGAUCAUUAACUUCAGGGAGCCCGUCACUCUGGACUUUCUAGACGCAGAACUGGAGGAUAGCAACAAGGAGGAGAUCCGAAGACAGAUGAUUGAUGGCAAAUCGGGGCAGAGGAAAAUCAAGACGCUCAUUAAGUCGGUUGAUGAGAGGUACAUCGACGAGGCCGUGCGGACGUACACGUGGACGCCUGUGGACGGCACAGACUACAGUCUGGGGUUGGUGCUGCCCACGUAUAGCGAGAACCACAUCAAGGCCAACCUCAGUGACCAGAUCCUCCAGGUGCAGUUGUCAUACAUCAAGGAUUUUGAGUCACUGCUGCCAAACAGUUUUGAGUCUGAAGGACAUGUAUUCAUUGCUCCCAGGGAAUACUGCAACGAAUUGGAACUGUCCAACAACAACACGGAAUUCCUGCUCAACUUCAUUGCCCUCAUGGAGAAAGUGACCCCAGACUCCAAGCAAUGUGACAAUUUGCUGCUUCACAACCUGAUCCUUGACACAGGCAUCAUCAGGCAGCUGGUGGACAAAGUGUGGAAGAACAAAGACUUGAACACGUAUGGCUUCCUGGCCGUGUUUGCUGCAACUGAUGGAGGAGUUACCAGAGUGUUCCCCAACAAGGCGGCAGAAAGCUGGGAGGAAGACCCCGAGCCGUUUAAUGCCAGCUUUUACCGCCGCAGCCUGGACAACAAGGGCUACAUCUUCAGAGCGCCUUAUCGCACAGCCCGAGACGAGCUUCUCAACCCGGAGAACGACACCAUCGGCAUCCUCGUCAGCACGGCGGUGGACAUCACAGUGGGAGGGAAGACCAUCAAACCGGCAGUUGUUGGAGUCAAACUGGACCUAGAGGCCUGGGUGGACAAGUUUAAGAUUCUUGCCAGUAACCACACUGACAACCGUCAAGGCUCACACACGUGUGGACCAAACAGAGGCUGUGAGAUGGACUGUGAAGCCAACAGUGAUGACCUGCUGUGUUAUUUAAUAGACGACGGCGGCUUCCUCAUCAUGUCCAACCAGAAGGACGACUGGAACAAGGUGGGCAUGUUCUUCAGCGACGUGGAACCCUUCCUGAUGUUUGCGCUCUACAACAAUUCCUUCUACAACCGCAAACAGUCCUUCGACUACCAGUCCGUGUGUGAACGCAUGCCCAACAGCGAGGCCGGAGCUGCCCCACGAGGAGUCUUUGUGCCCACAGUUGCAGAUUUUGUCAACCUGGCUUGGUGGACUUCGGCAGCCGCAUGGUCUUUGUUCCAGCAGUUCAUCUAUGGGAUGGCUUAUCACAGCUGGUUUGUCACAGACGAGGUGGAUGCGGAGGGGAUGGACUCCAAAGAGAGAAGCUGCGUGAUGAUCCAGACUCAGUACUACCUGAGCAACCUCAGCAGCUCCUACAACAUACUGCAAGACUGUGGCAACUGCUCCAGGCUGAUUCACGCCAAGAAGCUGAACAACACCAACUUGUUGUUUGUGGUGGCCGAGAAGUUGCCCUGCAACACCUGCGAGAUGGACAAGCUGUCCCAGGAAGAAAAGGAGUUAAAGGAGGAGAAUCCAUGUGAAGAAAUGAGUGUAGCACGCUAUAGAAAAGGACCUUCCACCUGCUUUGACAACAACAUCGCAGAGAACACGUCAGACUGUGGGCGGGGCCACUCCCUCCAGCCUCGCCUCUCCACGCUACUGCUGAUUCAGCUGCUUCUGCUUUACCCCGUGGUCAGCCCUCACGCUCGCUCUCUACUACAUUAAUCUACCAGCACACACCAACCACCCUUCUAGCCGCCCCGAGCUUCUCCCCUCACGACUACCACCACCCAACAUAGUUUUAUCGCCAAUGAUGGGACUUCCCAUCUUAGCGGGUCGGAAGCCCUGAGCGCCGCCUUCUAGCCAGCUCGCUUUGCUCACAAUGUGUGUCCUCAGCCGAGGUCGUCCCGCCGUCCCGCCGUCCCUCCCCACGUGAGAAGUAGACAAUUUCAUGUCACUUUUUUUUAAGUUACAUUUUGUUGACAAAAAAAAGGGACUUUAUUUAUGCACUCAAAUAUCUACUUGCCAAAAUGAGAUAGACUUUCAUGUGGUCUUACUUUUGUAGCCAAAAAGACACAUUUCCAUGACUGGUGAGACGGACGUGAGGCAUGCUUGUAUUUCAUGACAAGGACACAUAAACGCCCGUACUGUCAUGGCAAUGAUGUGCUCAUAUUCACAACAUGAGGCUCACACGCUAGUGAUGCAUUUCCAUAGUUAGCACAGACCGAGAGCUACAAACAAACAAAACAAACCUCUCUGACCAAACAUCACCUCUGACGCAACUCAUCAGGCAACUCAUUAGGCCACGCUGAAAAGAAAAGGCGGGAUAUUGCAAUUUUAUGUAAAUAAAAAAAUCACUUUAUGUAUUAUAUUAAGAUAAUCUUAGAAAAAAAAAGUGAUUUUAUGAGACGUCGUAAUCUUACACGAAAAAAAAUGUACAUUUUCAAUCAAUAUUGACGUGAUUUUGUGGGGAAAAUGAUUCAGCAAGAAAAAAGCUUGUAAGGCCUAAUAAAAAAAAUGACAUUUUUAGAAGAAUCAAGCAUAAUUUCAAAACAAAAAAGUGAGAUCAUGACAUCUUGCAUAAUCUUAUAAGCAUACACUUGCUGUUUUACAUGAAUUCUAUGAGAAAAAGUUGUCAUUUUACAAGAAAUUCAGAGAAAAUUACCCCCCCAGAAUAAAUAUAGGAAAGCAUAAUCUCACAAGAAAAGUCAUAUUCCUUCAAGAACAGAAUCUAUGAAGAAAAAGUAAAAGAAAAAUACAAAGAAAAUACAUCUUAAUCUAAGUCCUAAUCCUACAGGACUAAAUGAUACUCUUGCAAGAAUAGAGCCAUAAUUGUGUGUGAAUAAAGUUGCAAUCUUAGACGACUUAAGUCCUUCUCUUACAAGAAAAAAAAUCAUCAUUGUACGACAAUAAAGGCGGAAUCAAGCAUAAAGUUGUAACUGUACAAGAAUCAAGUCAUAGUCUGGUAAGAAUUAAGGCCUACUCUUGCAAGAAUAGUCACAAUUAUGCCAGAAUACAAUUGGAAUUUUAAAAGAUCAAGGUCCUACUCUUGCCAGAAUCAAGUACAGAAUUGUACAAAAAUACAAUCAGAAUGAAAAAAUGAAUAAAUCCUACUUUUGCAAGAAUAAAGUCGGACUCUUCCAAUAAUAACUGUCAUAACUAAAAUAAUAUAGUCGGAAUCUUAAAAGAAUGAAUUCCUGCUCUUGCUAGAAUAUAAUCAUAAUUCAUUUAUUCAUUCAUUUUCUACUGCUUAUCCUCACGAGGGUCGCAGGGGGGUUGGAGCCUAUCCCAGCUGUCUUCGGGCGUGAGGCGGGGUACACCCUGGACUGGUGGCCAGCCAAUCACAGGGCACAUAUAGACAAACAACCAUUCACACUCAAACAUUCAUACCUAUGGACAAUUUGGAGUCGCUAAUUAACCUAGCAUGUUUUUGGAAUGUGGGAGGAAACCGGAGUACCCGGAGAAAACCCACGCAUGCACGGGGAGAUGGAAUUGAACUCGGGUCUCCUAGCUGUGAGGUCUACGCGAUAACCACACGGCCACCGUGCAGCCCAUAAUCAUAAUUGUAAAAUAAUAAAUUCCGAAUCAAAUUUUUGUCAGAAUAGAGUUCUAAUUAUACAAGAAUGAAGUCGUACUCUUGCAAGAAUAACAAGCGUAAGCGUGCACGUUGUCCGCGUUAGCCCGAAGACUAUCAAGUGACGCCGCGUUGUCCGAUUGGUUUUUCUUUCUUUUCAGCGUGGCUCUAAUCCUUUAUAAGCUUCUUCAGUCCGACCGACUCAAAUAGUCAACACAUUUAUUUGAACACGGGUGGGGGGGGGCACUAACUAAAUAUGGCCGUCACACGCAGUAAGUAGAGUAGUCAUGUGAUCGUCAUGUUAGACUGUUUCAUAGUGCCUUGAUGCACUCUGUUGUGGACGACUGUAUAGUACUUUUUUUUUUUUAAUAAAGCAGCCAUGUUGGAGAAUCAGCUUUCUGUGGAGCACAUUUGCAUCAUCACACGGUGACACCAUAAGGCACCUAGCCAUGUCUUGGACACCGUUUUAUUUGGACAUACCUUUUUAUGGAUUGGGCCACACGACUGCUGUCGUUCCGCCCGAUUCCGUGUGUGUGUGUUUGCAUUUGCUGAGUGGAAUGUUGUGGAAAUGUGAAGGAUGACAGUGGAUUUUCUUCUUUGUGUGUUGCGGUUCGACACAAACCAGUGUUAUGGAGGUUUAAAAAAAAAAAAAAAAGAGGGAUUUACUGCUUGUGCUGAAAGAAUGUGCUCGUCGGUGGAUGUGUUUUGCGUUUUCUGAUGCAACGUAGUAAAAAACGCCGCCUCUAUAUAAAUGCCUUAGUGUCACACACAUACACGCGCACCUCACACUCAUCCCGUAGUACCGCCAUAUUUUGUCGUCACUAUCAUCACUAUCAAUUACAAAUGAUAAUACAGUGGAACCUCUGUAAUCCAUAUGGAAAUAAUCUGUUCCAGGGUCAAACUGCGUCUUUAAUGGCUCGUUUUUGUUUUUAUUUUCGUCUUAAAGUCACAGAAGUGUAAAAAGAAGCUGAGAUGAUGAUGUAACAUUGUGAGGGUCCUUUGUAUUUAAUGUCAGCCAUGUUGUACUGAGCAGCCUGGACAGAUGCCUGUACCACUUUCUUCACUUCCAUUCCUCUUUUCUGUGGUUAUCAUCACCGACACCACCAGCACCCUUCUCACAAAAUACAAUACGCAAAAAAAAGGAGUGCUUGAUAAUUCUGGGUGGAUAUGAUGCCAUAACCGAUCAUUCCAAUGGGAAAGAAACGCUCCGGUGAAAAAACAAAAAACUUUAUCGGUUGCUUGAAAUGCCAGGUCUGCCGCAUUUGAAAAGUGUAAAAUGUUUGCCAGAGACCUCCAUGGCAUCACACCGGCUGCUUGAAGCAUGUGCCCGAAUACAGUGCACCUUGCUGGGCCACAGCAGGUGGCUUCCCCCCCUCUAUACUCUGGUUCUCCUGAUAGUAGUGACAUGGUGGUACUAGUAACAUCAUGAUGCUUGAUUAGAAUUAACCAACAGGUACAGUUGGUCAAAUCCUAAUUUGUUCCAGUCCUCUUGACGAGUUUUGGGUAUUUAAAUAUUUAAAAAGCCAAAGAAAAAGCAAAACCCACUUAAGGCAUCCUGGAGGUGUUGCGUCUUGGAGGUUCCACUGUAUUUCGACACACACAAAAAAAGAUGAGUGUGUGUAGUUUGGCGGUGUGUAUGCCGGCGUCACAUGACAUGCACUUUUCCUUUGCGCUCCCGUGUCCACUCCCAACGCGCCACGUGCAUCCUUCCUUCUUUCCUGCUCUCUAACGCCGCAAAACAAGCACACACACGCACACGAGCGACAAGUGGGACAUGAUGCACAUCAAACGGUUUCAUCACCAUAACGACGAUUCAUUCAUGAUAAGAUGGCAGCCAAGGAUGUUUUAUUACAAGCGAGGGGGGGUCAAACGGGAGGGGGGACUGUGUGUGUGUGUGUGUGUGUGUGUGUCCACGGUGCAGCGAGGACAUGUCACACACAAGGCCAUGUUGUGGUCAUGUGAUCCUAUGACGAUACAUUAUGUAAUGCUCCCAUAACAACAAUGAUAAAGUCAAGCCACGCCUCCUUUAAAGACGCAGGACGAUUUAGUUAAGGAAAUAUUGACUCCAAACACGGCAGCGAUUUGUGUUACGUUGUCGCGCUUUGCAUUCAUUUUUUGUGAAAAACUGCAAGAAAUCAUAUAAUUCAUCACUUUUCUGAUGAUUUUUUUUUUUUUUGCUUAUAACCUUCUACAGUAUUUUGCCACCAUAGUAUUACAAUACAGCGAUCAAUGAUACACUGCAAGAAAAUGAUUUAAAGCAUGACGGUGGGGAAAAAAAAAAGAUUCUAAAACCAACCAUUAUUAUUUAUAUAUUAUUAUAUUUUAAUUAUGGAUGUCAGAUAUUGGAUUUUUGACUGUGUAACAUGACAUAUCUCCUGUGGUGGAAUGAACACAUAUGUGUUGUAUACAGGAUUUUCUUUUAAAUGUAAAAAUAUAAUUAUAGGUAAAUUUUAUUUUAUUACUUUGUAUAUAUUUUAAAUAUUUAAAAAAAUAUUUGAUUUUUAAAAAAGACAAUGACAAAAAGAAGGUAUUGAUAUAGAAAUGAAUAAGCGUGCUAAAAUGUUUUUUUCUGCACAUCAUUGAUUUCCCUGUUUCCUUGGAGGAGCGCCACCUCCAGGAGCCACUUAGUAUCGACACCUCACAUGGGAAUAUAAGGCUAUCCUUGCCUGUACGUGCACACACACACACACAGACCCCCCCCCCCCCCCCCCCCCCCCCAGGAGACAGCAACGUCUUCAGGUUAAGUUUUUUGCCAAAAUUCAAAGUGUAAAAAAAAAAAAAAAAAAUGUGCAAGUAAAAAAAUUCCAAUGAGGAGGUGGCGAGGGAGGGGUGAUGAUUAGGAGGAGCCUACAAGAAGGGAAGGGAGCCCCUGGCUGCACUGUGUUGGGAACGCCAGCGUGUAUGUGAUUGUGUGUAGUGUGUAGUCUGGUGCUAUGUGACCAUGUUUGACAAGUGUGUUAACAACAAAAAAAAGCAACAUUUAGAGAAAAGAACAAGUGAAGUCCGUAUAUAUCAUGAAUAUAAAUAUAGGAAAACAGCACUGUUGAUAAGUUUGAGCUGUCAAGUCAAAAAUGGUGUUGAUUUGAUUUUUUUUUUUUUUUUUUCGUGAGUGAAUGAGUGAGUGAACGAGUGAGCGAGGAUGAAUUUAGCUCCUUCUUGUUUUGGGCUCUGCUAGGUCCAAAUGUCGCUCCAUUCUUUUGUACAGAUGAAGCUACAGUAAAAAAAAAAAAAAAAGAAGAGGGCAAAAUUUGUAAAAUAUUGUGUCUGUGACUCCUUGUAAAAUAUUUUCAAAUGGUUUAUUACAGAGAAUCAGUUAAUAAAUAAUGUUCAUAUUUUUCACUUCACUCAAAGUGUCUGCUGUUUUCUCACACACACACACACACACACACACACACGUACCUCACAGUUUGGCGAGGAAGUCGAUGAGAAGUCUGUGCCAAGCGUCGGGGUCAUCCAGGUAGCAGGGAUGCCCCGCCCCUUUCAUCACAGCCACACUGUGAUUGGCCAGAUGGCGGAGGUUGUUAAACGACGCCUCCCCCAGCUGAGCAUCCUGGUCGCCGUAAACGAUCAGUGACGCCACCUUUGAGGAUAAAAGUCAUGAUGCUAUGCUAUUUUAUGUGAUACUAUGUUAUGUUAUGAGCAGUGACGCUCCUGACCUUCACACUUUGGUACUGUUCAGGGGUGAACUUGUCGGUGCAGAUGGGUGCGACAGGGAUGUAGGCCCGUAGAAGGUUCUGGUGUUGGAUGAGAAACGGGAGGGAGUACAUCCCGCUGAGCGAGGGGCUGAUGACCACCACGGGGCUGAGCUGAAGUUGCUCACACACGUCCACAAGAAAAGAUGCUGGCGCCAGCUCCCCUACUUUCGCCGGGGCCUUUGCUAACUCGGAGCGUCCGAGUCCUUUUUUUUCGAUGUCACACAAACAGAAGGCUUGCUAUAGCUACAGACAGGAUGUUUUAUUUUGAAAGAUGCUCACCCGGCAGGUCUAUGGCGACUGCGCGGCAGCCCGCUUUGGCUAAAGUGUGCAGAGUGCCGUUGUCCAGCCAGUUCUGCGAGGAGAAGCGGAUGCCGUGAAGUAGCAAGACGGACAUCUUUGUUUCUCCUGAGGAAGGUCGACUUUGUCUGUAGAAGAGCGGAGAUGCGCAUCCUUCCACUUGCACACUUCCAUCGCUCACCUCCACCUCACACAUGCUAAAGACACAACAAGUUUGUUAUUGUUGUAUUUUAUUUUUUUAUAUUUAUCUGUGGUGUACAGUAUAGCAUUAUCUUUUCAAGUUGGUGUGCCACUCGCAGCCACUAGAGGGCAGUGCAACUCCUAUACCUGGACUUGCAUUUACAUGGCGUUAUAUUAACCACUUUUAAAAGUCCUCUCGUCUUUUCUUUGUGCAGUAUUUGAGCUUAACAACUGAACUGACUGCCGUUCGGUGCAUUUGGUGUACUAGUCAUACAUUCUAAACUGUUUUUUAUUUUUAUUUUUACAGACCAACGUUAGCUAGGUUUUCGUACUUGACAGUUGGCUCACGUGACCAGUCGGAGAAAACAUAUGGUCGAAACUGGUACAAAAACUGUAAAAACUGUCUGUAAAAACAACUCUUUAGAUUUGCAUCCACACAUAACAUCGCAUGUGCAACUUACAUUUCUAGAUUAGCCCUAAAAAGAUUAGCUAAAAAGAAAAAAUACAGUGGUCACUGGCACUAAAGGCUACGAUUAUGACUUGCUAGCUAAAUAUUGGUUCAUGUACAGCGAAAGAUAAACAUGUUACAUUCAUUCAUUAAUCUUAAAGUGUCAAUCAAAAAGAUGAUUCUUAUCUUUGUAAUGGCUGGAUAUUGAAUAGGAGCUCUCGCUUUGGAGCUUGUGCAGGUG
This is a messenger RNA of Doryrhamphus excisus (bluestripe pipefish), 10498 nucleotides long. RefSeq names its product calcium channel, voltage-dependent, alpha 2/delta subunit 2a (gene cacna2d2a). Gene Ontology annotation, cellular component: voltage-gated calcium channel complex. The record is from RefSeq and is a predicted model, not a curated record. Gene Ontology annotation, molecular function: voltage-gated calcium channel activity. NCBI's taxonomy places the organism in Eukaryota, Metazoa, Chordata, Actinopteri, Syngnathiformes, Syngnathidae.